Hypomesus transpacificus is the source of this 1742-nucleotide messenger RNA. RefSeq names its product UTP23 small subunit processome component (gene utp23). Gene Ontology annotation, molecular function: small ribosomal subunit rRNA binding. Gene Ontology annotation, cellular component: small-subunit processome; nucleolus. The transcript is spliced from 3 exons. Bases 197 to 961 code for a protein of 254 amino acids. NCBI's taxonomy places the organism in Eukaryota, Metazoa, Chordata, Actinopteri, Osmeriformes, Osmeridae. The record is from RefSeq and is a predicted model, not a curated record.
UAAUGUAACACGAUGUCGUUCUCGUGUCAUUUAUCCUCCUGUUUCCACGCUGGUACUUUUAUUAUUUCACAUUUAUCACGGUGUAGAAACGGACAAUAAAUUGUAAGUUAUUAACAUAUGAAUGCGAGAUUUCCAUCUUGAAUUAGUAAUUUUUCUGAUCUUCAAUUCUGAGGUGGACACUGUUAAAUAAAUCAAAAUGAAGAUUAAACGGCAAAAGCAAGCCAAGAAAACAAUAAGCUUCCAUAAAUUCAACUUCAGUUUUCGGGAGCCUUUUCAAAUUCUCAUCGAUGGGACAUUCUGUCAAGCAGCAUUAAGAAACAAGAUUCAGAUUAAAGAGCAAAUGCCAAAGUAUUUAAUGGGAGAAGUGCAACUUUGUACAACGAAUUGCGCAAUGAAGGAACUGGAAUCACUCGGCAAAGAGCUUUACGGAGCCAAACUCAUACUGCAACGGUUUCAGGUCCGAAACUGCAAGCACUUCAAGAACCCAGUGCCAGCUUCAGAGUGCCUGCUGUCCAUGCUGGAAGGGGCCAAUCAUCACCAUUACUUUGUUGCCACCCAGGACCGUGCAGUAACAGAAGGCUUAAAGAAGAUCCCAGGUGUACCUCUCCUCUAUAUUAUCCUCAACACUAUAGUGCUUGACAAGCCCAGCCAGGCAUCCCUAAACCACGUCCAGGCUGUGCAGCUUGGGGAGUUGGUCACCCCUGCCCAGCAGCAGAGCAUCCGCAGCCUGAAGGAGGAAGUGGGCAUCGGGCAGGAUGGGGAGCGGCGUGGCAAGAAGAGGAAGAGGAAAAUUGUGAACCCUAACCCUCUCAGCUGCCUGAAGAAGAAGAGGAAGAAGCUGCCCACACAGCCGCUGAAUAAGAGGAAGACGGAGGGCGAGGAGAAGAAACGCACCAGGAAUCGUAGACGCAAGUCAGCCGGAGGGGAGGGGUUAUCAGUUAACCCUGUUCCAAAUCCUUAGUGGCCUGGACAGUCAAAUAAGUCAAAAAACUAUUUUUUACUUCACAGUUGUGUGUGUGAACAAGCCACAGAAAUACAUUUUAUGCUGUUGUGAACCCCCUGUUCUGCAAAAUAUGCUUCAUGUUCACUAGAAUGAAAAUGUGUGAAGCUGUUCAAAUAAACAUGACAUCAGUAUCUACCUGGAGAAGUGUUAGAUGGUUUCCUCCCUUUCAUUUGAAAUCCUUAGAUUAUUGCUGUUAAACCCAUGUGAAUUUAAAGUAUUGUACCUUUAAACGUGCAGCAGUGAUUUUUCACAUUGAAAAGUAUUUUGACAGUAAUCCAUUGGAACGAAAAGAGAGCCUAUGAGAGCAAGUCAGAAAUGUAACCAAUUCUUAAUAAAGAUCUGAGUCAGUAGCAUCUCUGUAAGCUAAUGUAAAAUUCUCAUGUUUUUUGUCUGUAUGUUAAGUCACGUUGGGUUCUGACAUUGUCAUUUUUAACCAGCAGGGUGUAGUGUUGCACUUACAUCCAAGUCAUGUUGGUCCCAGAUUGAUCUCUGGUGAUGAUGCAUCCUGAGCAAAAAAAUAAAUAGGGUUUCAGCAACAACAACAAAACUGAAGACAUUUCCCAAAACCGUCUUUAUUCUUCAGAGCCCAUUCACAUUAAGUGCAAACAUAUUCAUGAGGACCAAAGUAUCAGUAAAUGAUCUCUGCAAGUGCAACUUCUUAUUUUUCCAGGGUACCCAAGCUAUAGCACCUUCUAAACAUGAAAUAUGGGCAAUGCUCUGGCAUGAAAGCCAUGCGCAA